AUGGUCUUGGCGUCACGUGAGGCGGAGUUGAUGCGAUGGAAAGUAGAAAAGAGGAAGAAAGUAGCGGAAAGUCGAUGUGAGAGAGAGAGAGAGGAACAAACAGGAGAGAAGACGAGACGCUUUAAAGAGCGCGCGAGAGAUGAGGAAUAUGCAAGGGCGAAGACGGAGAGAUACGAGCAAAGCGCAAAGAAAAAGCUGCGCCCUGCAAAUGAUGACUAA
Trichophyton benhamiae CBS 112371 is the source of this 219-nucleotide messenger RNA. RefSeq lists its product as uncharacterized. The transcript has a single exon. NCBI's taxonomy places the organism in Eukaryota, Fungi, Ascomycota, Eurotiomycetes, Onygenales, Arthrodermataceae. Bases 1 to 219 code for a protein of 72 amino acids. The record is from RefSeq and is a predicted model, not a curated record.